CGACCGUGCCGAGACGACACAGGAGUGAGAGGAUAUUUGGUGGGAACAGCAGUACGGCAUCGAUACGAUGCAAUCUUUGACUGGGCAGGCGAGCAUUCUGCGUAAAACUCCAUUCAGAAGCGAGUUCACCGGACAAGAUCUGCAGAUGAAGAGCACAGCUGCCACAUCGACCCGAUCAGCGGUGCAGGUACAAGCUGCAGUUGUCACGCAGCGCCUCAAGGCUCGGCCAAACACGGGAACUCAAAAGAUCGGUGGUCUUAAGAAGAAGACUGGCACACAGCCUAUCAAGGCACCUGGGGUUGGGACACAAGUCAAGAAGCUCACGUCUAUUGACAUGUUUGGCGAGAAAGGAAAGGGCUUCCGUCCCAGGCAGAGUGCCGUACCGCGGGCAGCGCCAGCCCUCCUGUCCAGGGUGGAGCAGCUGAGGCUUCUAUCAAAGGCAGAGCAGGCAGGUCUGCUGUCACUGGCAGAGAAGAACGGCCUGACGCUGACCUUCAUUGAGAGGUCGGGUCUCCUGUCAAAGGCAGAGGCUCUGGGGCUCCUUUCAGCUGCUGCGGAUCGCAACACGCCAGGAGCUUUGACGACACUUGCACUUGCUCUCUUCAUCCUCGGUCCAGCUUUGGUGUACUUUGUGCCCGACACUUCCAGCGGCCUCAUUGCCGCCCAGGUGGCAGGUGCCCUACUCUGCGUUGCCGGCGGAUCUGCGGCAUGGGGAGGGGCAUCUCUGAUCGGUGCUCUGCAGAAGGAUUGAGUUGGGGUCUGCUUUUCAUCCAUGGUCCCUUGUGUGUUGGUCUAGUCUCAAGAGAGAGGAAGUGUGAGGACAUGCCAAGUUGGAGGCGUUGCCAACGAGGCAAUCAGAGCCGUGCAUGGCAUGUGUGAACAUUUGUCAUGCAGUAAUUCUCAUAGCUUCAAAGUUUUGCAAGUCAAGAGGACUCCUCGGAUGUCGAAUAGUGUUUGGGUUGAGAAGAUACUGCCUUGCGUCAACAAGGGAAAAUCACAAAGAGUAUGCAGAAUGUUGAUACAAGAUGAGCGUGAACUAAAUUGAGAUACUCUACCAAGGUUGGUCUCCUAAAAUCAUCAUGUGGUGAUAAUUUGACUCGAUCAGCAAUCACAAUAUUACAUCAAUGACAAAAUUGAUGAGCACUGUACUCAUGAAAAAAUUAAUGUUACGUCAUGGCAUUAUU
Messenger RNA from Coccomyxa subellipsoidea C-169, 1184 nucleotides. Its product is annotated as DUF1118-domain-containing protein. The record is from RefSeq and is a predicted model, not a curated record. Lineage: Eukaryota; Viridiplantae; Chlorophyta; Trebouxiophyceae; Coccomyxaceae. The coding region runs from base 146 to 751 and encodes 201 amino acids. The transcript is spliced from 5 exons.